This is a messenger RNA of Carica papaya (papaya), 820 nucleotides long. The record is from RefSeq and is a predicted model, not a curated record. NCBI's taxonomy places the organism in Eukaryota, Viridiplantae, Streptophyta, Magnoliopsida, Brassicales, Caricaceae.
AAAGGUCUUAGGAGGAUAACUUCCUUGGCUGGGUCCGAGAGAUUCUUCUUCGUCCUAUUUUAAAUCAAUUUCCUAUCAUUCUCGAGUCGCGGCACUUGUAUUGGCCUUCUACACCCUUUGGUUAUGAUAAUAUGUAGUAGCAACAUCAAGGAGUUAGAGCUGGAAGGUGGUGCCAUGGAGUGGAAUCUCAAUUCCAUAAGGAACUUAAGGGCAGAAGAAAGAAAGGCAGCAUUAAGAAGAAUCCCUGAGCAGUAUCUAUUGUCUGAAGUUCGUCGUAUGGUGGAGGAGAUGCAAACUCUAAAUAAGAAGCUUGAAGAAACGGAGGCUGCAAUUGAUGAGUACUUCAAACCAGUUGAGAAGGAAGCCAAGAUCUUAAUGGAGAUGCAGCUUCAAGGAGAGGAAAGGACUAUGAAGGAGAUGGUAGCUGCUAUGCAGGAACAGGCUUUAUUAGAGAAGUCUGAAGCAGAAAAACUAGCGAGUAUGAAAUGUGCAGACCCAAACAAAAAGUAGCAGGACUCGGCAUCCCCCACUAGUCAGCAUGCGCAGACGAGAUAACCACAUUAAAUGUUGGUUGGCGGCCAUAGUAAGUAGCAUUGAAUUUGUGAGAGUGUAUCUCUUUUUACAGCUUUGCAAGUGCUUACAAUCUUGAACCACGGUGCUCGGUUUGAGAAUUGAGGUUCAUAAUGGGAAUAAGGCAAGUUUGUACCAAAACGAUUCUAUGUGAUGGUCAAUUAUAAAUUUUCUGGCGGUCAUACAACUGGUUGUUGUGUGUUGUAAUCUAAGAAAGCGAUAUUGAUGUGAGGAAUGUUUUCAAUUAUCA